AUGGCAGGCGACCACCACGUUCUCCACGAAGACCCGGCGCUGGUCAAGUACGGCAACGUCGGCCCCAACCGCUACAAGUACUUCCGUUGGACUCCCCGGACUGCUUGGAUUUCCAUCUGGGUCGCAGUCGCUGUGCCGAGCGUCGUCGGACUCCUUGCCUACAAGACCGAUGUGAGUGCAUAUGCCAUGGCUAUUCCCUGUGGAGGAACGCAUUCGGCCGGAGGAGACGAGUCGGUUCCAACGAGUGCAGGCGGAGCACAAGACGACGAGCAUGUGUGGGGCAGGACUUUGAACUCCAAGUGCAUUGAAGAACAGGCUGUCGUCGGGCUACAACGUGGACACAAGGCUGACGCUAUGAUGCAGGGCAAGUACGAGCUUCGUGGCAAGCGUAGAGGAGAUGUCAUCAAGGAGUUCUGA
Molecule: messenger RNA, 417 nt
Organism: Diplodia corticola
Lineage: Eukaryota; Fungi; Ascomycota; Dothideomycetes; Botryosphaeriales; Botryosphaeriaceae
Product: nadh:ubiquinone oxidoreductase subunit
Exons: 3
Coding region: 1-417 (138 amino acids)
Source: RefSeq, a predicted model, not a curated record